Messenger RNA from Prunus avium (sweet cherry), 3844 nucleotides. The record is from RefSeq and is a predicted model, not a curated record. Lineage: Eukaryota; Viridiplantae; Streptophyta; Magnoliopsida; Rosales; Rosaceae.
UACCAUCUUUCUAAUCAUUCUAGAUCCGCGAUCAGGUGCUGAGAGAAGAUAUCUUGGAACCACUUUCCAAUGGCAUUGAGCAGCCAAAGGGCCUUCACUUCAGCUACUGCAGUUUGUCCAUGGAAAUACCAAGUGUUUUUGAGUUUCAGGGGUGAAGACACUCGCAGGGGUUUUACAGACUAUUUAUACAAACAGUUGGACUGGCGAGGAAUUAGAACUUUCAGGGAUGAUCCAGAUCUUGAAAGAGGGACAGAUAUCAAUCCGGAACUUCUGACCGCGAUUGAACAAUCAAGGUUUGUAAUCAUAGUUCUUUCAACAAACUAUGCUACGUCAAGUUGGUGUUUGCGGGAACUAGCCCAUAUUGUUCAGUCCAUGAAAGAGAAGGAGAGAAUUUUCCCAAUCUUUUAUGAUGUGGAUCCCUCUGAUGUACGACAUCAACGGGGGAGUUUUGGGACAGCCCUCGUUAACCAUGAAAGGAAUUGUGGUGAAGACAGACAGGUGGUGCUUGAGUGGAGAAAUGCUUUAGAAAAAGUUGCUAAUCUCGCUGGGUGGAAUUCAAAGGAUUAUAGGUAUGAAACAGAGUUUAUCACAAAAAUUGUUGAUGCAGUGUGGGAUAAAGUGCAUCCCACAUUUUCAUUGUUAGAUUCCUCAGAGAUAUUAGUCGGACUUGAUACUAAACUAAAAGAAAUAAAUCUGCAUUUAGAUACAAGCGCAAAUGAUGUGCACUUUGUGGGGAUAUGGGGGAUGGGCGGAAUGGGUAAGACAACCCUAGCUAGAUUAGUUUGUGAGAGACUUUCUCAUAAUUUUGAAGGUAGCAGCUUUCUUGCAAAUGUCAGAGAGGUUUAUGCAACACGUGGUCUAGUUCCUUUACAGAAACAGCUUCUUUCCAAUAUCUUGAGGGAAAAAAAUAUACAAGUUUAUGAUGCGUAUAGUGGAUUGACUAUGAUAAAGAGGUGUCUAUGUAAUAAAAAGGUUCUUCUUAUUCUUGAUGAUGUAGAUCAAUCAGACCAACUGGAAAUGUUGAUCAGAGAAAAAGACUGCUUUGGUUUGGGAAGUAGAAUCAUCAUUACAACUAGAGAUGAACGUUUGUUGGUCGAACAUGGGAUAGAGAAAGUAUAUAAGGUCAUGCCAUUAACCAAAGACGAAGCUCUUUAUCUCUUUAGUAGGAAGGCCUUUAGAAAAGAUGACCUUGAAGAAGAUUAUCUAGAACUGUCUAAAAAAUUCAUAAAGUACGCACAAGGUCUUCCAUUAGCUCUUAAAACUUUGGGGUCUUUUUUGUAUAAAAGAAGUCGAGAGGAAUGGAAGAGUGCACUAGAUAAACUGAAGCAAGCUCCUGACAGAAAAAUUUAUCAAAUUUUGAAAAUAAGCUAUGAUGGACUAGAGGAGAUGCAGAAGAAAUUUUUUCUUGAUGUUGCAUGUUUCCAUAAGUUUUGUGACAAGGAAAAAGUGAUUGAAAUGCUAGACAGUUGCGGUUUUGUUGGCACUCGUAUUGUGAUACAUGUUCUUAUUGAGAAAUCUCUCUUGUCUAUUUCAAACACGAGUUUGUCCAUUCAUGAUUUGAUACAAGAAAUGGCACGGGAGAUUGUUCGUCAAGAGUCUGUUGACGAGCCAGGUGGUCGCAGUCGCUUGUAUCUUCACAGUGACAUCGUUCAUGUACUCACGAACAAUACGGUAAGAAGUUCCAUUAAAGGCAUAGUCCUAUGCUUGCGUGAAUUUGAAGCGGCACACCGGAAUCCUGAAGCGGCACACUGGAAUCCUGAAGCAUUCACUAAGAUGUGUAAACUAAAGUUGCUCAAGAUUAAUAAUUUGCGCCUUUCUUUGGGCCCAAAGUAUCUUCCCAAUUCCUUAAGGUUUCUGGAGUGGAGUUGGUAUCCCUCCAAAUGUCUGCCACCAAGUUUUCAACCUGGUGAGCUUGCUGAACUUCAUCUGCAGCAUAGCAAAAUUGAUCACCUUUGGAAUGGAAUAAAGUACAUGGUGAAGUUGAAAUCUAUUGAUCUUAGUUACUCCGAGAACUUGACAAGGACCCCAGAUUUCACAGGUACUCAGAAUCUUGAGAGGUUGGUUUUUGAAGGUUGUACUAAUAUUGUUAAGAUUCAUCCAUCCAUUGCCUCUCUCAAAAGACUAAGAGUUUUGAAUUUUAAAAACUGUAAAAGCAUUAAGAGUCUCCCAAGUGAAGUAGAACUAGAAUCUCUUGAAACAUUUGAUCUUUCUGGGUGCUCAAAAGUGAAAAAGAUUCCAGAAUUUGUGAGAGAAAUGAAGAAUUUUGCGAAGCUUUCUUUAAGCUUCACUGCUGUUGAGCAAAUGCCUUCAUCAAUGAUACCUUUGAUCCCGAGUUUGAAGGAGAUUGAUAUGAGUGGAAUUUCUAUGAGAGAUGCGUCAUCCGCCCUGGUUCCAGUGAAAAAUAUCAAACUCCCUAGAUCAUGGCAUUCUUUCUUCACUUUUGGCUUACUUCCAAGAAAGAAUCCCCACCCUGUGAGUCUGGUGUUAGCUUCCUUAAAAGAUUUACGCUUUUUGAAGCAUCUAAAUCUGAGGUACUGCAAUCUUUGUGAAGGAGCAAUACCUGAAGAUAUUGGUUUAUUGUCCUCAUUAGAAGAAUUAAAUCUUGAUGGAAACCAUUUUGUUAGCCUUCCUGCAAGCAUCAGUGGGCUUUCUAAGCUUGGGGAGUUCACAUUGAACAAUUGCAAAGGGCUUCAAAAAUUGCCAAGCCUUCCAUCAAACGGGCUUUUUUGUGUAAACACUGAUAAUUGUACUUCCUUAAAAAUAUUCCAUUUUGAUCCAACACAGAGGUGCGGUGGAAGAAACAUUAUUAUUUUUUCUUUCAACUGCUUCAGUUUGGUUGAUCAUCAAGGUUCCAGUUCCAUAAUAUAUUUAAUGCUGAAGAAAUUCCUUCAGGAAAUUCCUCCUUCAUUGAAAGACUUCAGAAUUGUAAUUCCUGGAAGUGAAAUUCCUGAGUGGUUCAGUAAUCAAAGUGUGGGAGACUCAGUAAUUGAGACGCUACCUUCGGAUUCUAAUAGCAAGUGGGUGGGGUUUGCUUUUUGUGCUCUAUUUGUACCUCUUGAAGAAAUUUCAGCUACGGAACGUAAUACAAUCUAUUUUCAUCGCCUUUUUGAUUUAAACACCCCUGCACCCUUGGCUCAUGUUCUUCACGUCAUUGAUGUAGUGUCCGAUCACCUUUGGUUGAUCCUCCUGCCUAGGGAAAGUUUGUUUGAGGGAGCAACCGGGAGACCUGGGACCUAUUGGAGGGAGAAAUGCCAUGAUCGUAAGAUUCGGUUUCAUUUUGAAGCCCGAACAUAUUAUAUAGAAGAGAAUAGGUGGGUGAAGAUGAAGACGUGUUUGAAGGUCAAGAACUGUGGAGUCCGCAUACUGUACGAACAAGAUGCGGAAGAGCUCAACCGAACAAUGAAACAAUAUUCCAACAGAAAGAAUUCUUUUUAUGAGGACGUUACAGAUUGUGAUAUUGACAAAUCAGACAAGGUACAAGGUGCCAUCACUAAGCGAACACGUGAACAGUACUGUAAUGAGGCAGGACCAAGCGGUAUUGGUAACCUUGGCAAAGAAUCACUCUGCAAAAGAAUGAAAGAAGACUAACUGUCCAGUGCCUCAAAGGAAGACUUGAAAGGUUGGUAUUGCUAACACUCCCGGUCUUCAUAGUCUGAGUUAAUCGAGUACAAGGACGAAUUAAUCAUUGGCGGAGGUGGUUCCAUCGGAUCACGACGUGGGGGAGUAUUUUCCUUCGGAGGACGUAAUAGUGCCAAUUCUUUCAGACACGGAACGCACCACUGGAACCGAUUGCGGGCAUUGCUCACUUGAGGAGCCAUGUGUAAUGGUUUUCCUCUUUUUUGUU